Molecule: messenger RNA, 1034 nt
Organism: Hemiscyllium ocellatum (epaulette shark)
Lineage: Eukaryota; Metazoa; Chordata; Chondrichthyes; Orectolobiformes; Hemiscylliidae
Product: zinc finger protein 239-like
Exons: 1
Biological process (GO): regulation of transcription by RNA polymerase II
Molecular function (GO): DNA-binding transcription factor activity; RNA polymerase II cis-regulatory region sequence-specific DNA binding
Source: RefSeq, a predicted model, not a curated record
GAGGACCAUCUCGGAGAAGUGGAGGACGCGGAAGACGACAAUUCCAGCUAUGGGCCCGCCGACGCCCUGGAGGAAUGGGCAGAAGGCGGCCGGGCCGGGAGCCCUUCCCCCACACCGCCUGCCCGCCGCCACCGCCGCCCCCGCCGGGCGGCGCCCCCUGCAGGCGCCCGCAAGAGCUACAUCUGCAACGAGUGUGGCCGGGCCUUCGCCAAGUACUCCAACUAUAAGCAGCACCUGCGGGUGCACUCGGGGGAGAAGCCCUUCUCUUGCCGGGUCUGCGGCAAGGACUUCAACCUGCUGUCCAACCUGCGGCGGCAUGAGCGCACGCACACCGGCGAGCGGCCCUUCUCCUGCCGGGUCUGCGGCAAGGGCUUCGGUGAGCUCUCCAGCCUGCGACGGCACCAGCGCACCCACACCGGCGAGCGGCCCUUCCCCUGCCCCUUCUGCGGCAAGCGCUUCAGCCAGUCCUCCAUCCUGGUGAUCCACCAGCGCACCCACACCGGCGAGCGGCCCUUCCGGUGCCCGGACUGCGGCAAGGGCUUCAGCGAGCCCUCCAGCCUGCGCAGCCACCGCCGGGUGCACACCGGCGAGCGCCCCUUCCGCUGCCCGCGCUGCCCCAAGGCCUUCCGGCACUCCUCCAGCCUCCUGCAGCACCGGCGGGCCCACACCGGCGAGAAGCCCUUCCCCUGCCCGGUCUGCGGCAAAGCCUUCACCAAGUCCUCCACCCUGGCGCAGCACCGGGGCACCCACAGCCGCGAGCGGCCCCACCCCUGCCCGGUCUGCCAGCGCGGCUUCUCCCGGGCCUCCGUCCUGGCGCGGCACCUGCGGGUCCACGCCUGGGAGGGCCCCCGGGUCUGCGCCGACUGCGGCGACAGCUUCGCCACCUCCGCGGGGCUGCACGGCCACCAGUGCCACCCCGGGGCGGACCAGGCGCCGGGAGAGAGCUGACUUUGCCACCCCCACUCCCCUGCGGGGAUCCCCUCCUCUUCCCCUGCACCACCCGUUCUCCCCCACAGAACUGACCUUCACCUCUA